Molecule: messenger RNA, 1693 nt
Organism: Cydia pomonella (codling moth)
Lineage: Eukaryota; Metazoa; Arthropoda; Insecta; Lepidoptera; Tortricidae
Exons: 10
Coding region: 187-834 (215 amino acids)
Source: RefSeq, a predicted model, not a curated record
UUUUACAAAACCCAACAUUAAUUUUGGAGUCAGCCAAAUAUGAUAAAAUUGAAGUAAAAACUGAAAACGUUACUGAAAUAAUCAUGAAAAUAAAGUAAUUAAAUUAAUAUAAGUAUGUAUUGGAAAUAAUUAUAAAGGAUACGUCCACAAACGCCUAAGAAUACAUGUUUCGCCUUGGCCCUCAGGAUGGGAAAUUUACUUUCCGGCAAAUCAGGAGAUGUUACCUCGGUAUCCGUCCAUAGUAUCGGUUCCAGUACAUGCCCCAAUUGUGAUUGUGACUGCGGCCCCUUGGUGUUUAAAGACUUAAAAACCAUAGAGAGACCCGUGGUGCUUAAAGACUGUUCGAACGUAGUGAGACGUAAAUGGAAUAUAAGAGAGGCUCCACAGCUGGGCGUGAACCAAUCUGGGCGACCAGUGACCCCCCACAAAUGCGAUCUUAAAUCACAUGCAGACAAACUUCCAACGCCUAAGCCGUCGGCUUACAGAUUAAGAAGCACAUCUUCGGUUUCCAUUCCGGUCCGGAAGCAAUCCCGGUCGUCGAUCAAAAGCCACAAGUUUGAGAGGGGCUCGUCGUCUACGUCGCGUCAUGAAUCACAGCCCCCGCCGUUCCAGCAAUACAAGAGUCCCACUGUGCCCAGUCGGAGGCCUCAUGUCGUACCCCACAACUGCUUAGACAAGACGCCAAGACCCAAGCGAAGUGACGGUCUGUUGAAAGUGUUGAAACGGCUGCUGUUCGCUUUGUUCCUGAUCGGGGUCGUGGGUGCCAUUGUAGGCCCUAAGCUGCUGCGCAAGGCCAGGAAGAAGUGCGGAGAAAUCAGUCCUUGUAACUCGUAGACAGCCUGUUGAAGUGGUUGCGGUCGCGGUCGUCGCUGGCUGGAGACUGCUCCGUAAGGCACGGAAAAGGUGCGGUCAAGUCCGUCUUUGCAAGACAAAUAGACCAGUAAUAGCUACUUACAACCUUACUUAGUAAAAGAGUGUUACAAGACACCUUAACUAUUUAAAUAUAAAAAAAAAACAGUCUCUUUGCUAUACCUAUCGUUUAGCGAAGAACUCUUAAUUGUGGAGUGGCCUUGGAUUUGGCAGCAGAAGAUAACACUAUACGACAUGUUUUCUUAACUGAAUUGUAACACGUCAACUUUUGACGAUUUCUGUUAGACUAUUUUUCGCAUUUGUUUUUUACACGACAUCUCUUCUAUAAUGAGUAACUGUUUGCUCACAACUACCUAUUAAUAAUAUAAUAAUAAUUCAAUUGUUGGUUUGGGCAGGUGCCCGGACGCCUUUGCAAUAACCCAGUCUCAUUGUCCACCCAAACUUCAAUCCAUAAACCUAGAUACUGUUCACUUUUUCUACAGCCUAUCAAAAGAUCGGGAUUUAUAGGCCCGUGAAAUCCAAGGAGACACAGUUUAUAGACGAGGCGUCCCACUGCUGGGCACAGGACUCCUCGCAUGCGCGAGACAGUUUAAGCUAUUCAAUUAAAAAAAAAAAUUCGCACUAAUGCCAUUUAAAUACACUUAAUAACAAUGAAAAAGGUUAUUAGGAACUUUGCAUAAAGUGACCUGUUUCUGUUGCUAAGUGUACAAUAUAUUGUAUUUAUCUUUAAAAUUAAGUGCUUAAUGCAUAUUUAAGUAUAUGGAUAUUUAUAAAACUAUUUAUUGUCACAAUCUGUUUAUUAAAUCAUUUCUGAUCAUUCUAA